AGUUGAUUCACGCGGUUGCGCGCACGCCCGACUGUUCCAGAUUCGAACUCGGACUCACGGGGCCAGAACGCCUGAUCCGCGAAUCGUCGCGACGCACCGCACUGAUAAGCCGCGGCCACAACGUGUGCAAUCAUCUGCGAACGCGAACGCGUGAGAUGAAACGGCGUUAGCGUUGAUAGUGAGGGGAUCAGAGUAACCAUCCCACAACCACAACCACGGUGUGACGAUGUUUGCUUGGAUGAGUUGGAAUAAUCGCGAGGUUCUCCUUCAGGUGCACCCCAACGGAACAGGAGAGGACAGGCGCGUUGUGCGCGAUCGCGCAGUCGUUAGUGAGAGACACGCCACGGCAGUCACCUCGGAACAUCCAGCAGUAGUUUAAUGGCACCGCAAGCAAUCAGCAUGGUAUUUACGGUGGAACAAGGCGGUGGCAAGGGUAGCAACGAUCGGAAAACAUCGCCACAGGAGGAUGGACACAGCUUCGAUGAGGCGCUCGAGUUGGCCGGGUUCGGACGGGUGCAGAUUGUGUUGGUGAUCCUGUGCGGGCUCGGUAUGAUGGCAUCGAUCAAUGAGGCGAUGGGAAUGAGCAUCAUCUUGCCCGCAGCCCAGUGCGAUCUGGAUCUCGGUGCGGCCGAAAAGGGUAUCGUCGGUGGGGCCGUCUUUCUCGGCACAAUGUGUUCUUCCUACUUCUGGGGCUACCUGGGGGACACUAGGGGACGCCAGAUCGUCCUGAAGUACGCACUGUUUGCGACUUCGUUCUUCGGUGCUGCGUCGUGCAUCGCGAAUGACUUCGUUUCACUGUUGAUCCUGCGCUUCCUGACCGGUGUUUGUGUGGCCGCACCUGCCUCAAUUGUGUACGCGUACCUGGGCGAGUUUACGACACCGAGCAAACGGAGUCAGAUGCUUUCGUUUGCCUCGGUCUGGGCUGGUGUCGGUAUCAUCUAUGUGUCGCUGGUCGGAUGGUGGAUACUGUCGUACGAUUGGGCCUGGACCAUCGGCGAAUCGUUUCAGUUUAAACCGUGGCGUCUGCUGUUCAUUGUCAACACGCUGCCCGCCUUCCUGAACGGGAUCGCCUUUUGUUUCUGCCCCGAAAGUCCCAAGUUUCUGCUGUCUCAGGGCCGAAAAGAGGAAGCGCUGGAAGUGCUACGGAUGGUGCACCGGAUCAAUAAUCCAUCGGCGCGAUCGGACGAAGGAGCGUACGAGGUGACGAAGCUACGGCUCGAUCCGGAAGAUAUGAUUGCACGCGAUCGCCUGGAACAGGACGGUGAAUCGGUCGGUCUGUUCCGCUCGAUGGUACAGCAAACGGUUCCGAUCCUGAAGGUGCCGUUCCUCUGGUACUUCAUUAUCUGUUGUGUGCACAAUAUCGGCGCGUUCGCAAUUUACGGUGGUUUGGGUCUCUGGUUCCCGGACAUCAUGAACCAGAUCUAUUCACAGGGUGAGUCGGCCACCGUUGGACAGAAGGUGUGCGACAUACUGCAGAGCAACAGUAGUAGCAGAAGCUCGCCCAGUUCAACGCUCAUGGAAGAGUUUGAACUGUGCGACGAUGAAGUGAAAUUCGAGACUUUCUUCUACACGAUGGUGAUGGGUAUUUUUGCUGCCCUCUACGCAAUCAUCACUUCGGCCAUUCUGGGCCGGUUCGAUCAGAAGGUGAUGAUGGUUUUCAACUGUACGGUGGCCGGUGUCUGUGGCAUUGCGCUGCAGUUUAUCGCCAACUCGUACGCCGUGGCCAUCCUGUUCUGCUUCGAGAUCGUAUUUUCCGGGUACUGCGUCCUGCUGGUCAACGCUAAUGUGGUCGCCAUUUUCCCCACCAAUGUGAGGGCGAUGGCCGUGGCAUUGACGAAUAUGGUCGGGCGCCUGAGCUGUUUCGUGGCGAGUGCGGUCAUCGGUUUACUAAUGAUUCAAAAUUGCCCCGUCACGUUCUACAUGCUAUCCGCGUUGCUGUUUCUGUGUGCUGGCUUGACGUUUUUGCUCCCCAAAAAGUGAUAUGCCCGAGAUCCCCCUCCUUUUUCGUGCCUCUCAGUAGAUGCGUAUAGUCCAAAGUACUUAAUUGUGUUAUCAACGUGUAAAUAAACCAUUCAUUACUUAGCGUUUA
Anopheles aquasalis is the source of this 2089-nucleotide messenger RNA. Its product is annotated as synaptic vesicle glycoprotein 2B. NCBI's taxonomy places the organism in Eukaryota, Metazoa, Arthropoda, Insecta, Diptera, Culicidae. Gene Ontology annotation, cellular component: membrane. Gene Ontology annotation, biological process: transmembrane transport. The record is from RefSeq and is a predicted model, not a curated record. Gene Ontology annotation, molecular function: transmembrane transporter activity.